This is a messenger RNA of Orcinus orca (killer whale), 2158 nucleotides long. RefSeq names its product gap junction protein alpha 3 (gene GJA3). Gene Ontology annotation, molecular function: gap junction channel activity. The record is from RefSeq and is a predicted model, not a curated record. Gene Ontology annotation, cellular component: connexin complex; gap junction. Bases 186 to 1418 code for a protein of 410 amino acids. The transcript is spliced from 2 exons. NCBI's taxonomy places the organism in Eukaryota, Metazoa, Chordata, Mammalia, Artiodactyla, Delphinidae. Gene Ontology annotation, biological process: visual perception; cell communication.
GCGCGGGGCCCGGGCGCGGGGCGCAGCGCGGGGCGCCGGGAUGGCUCCGGGGCGGGGAGCCCGGGUGGCGCGGGGCGCACGCGUCGAGCCGCGCGCACGGGACGGCGGUGUCCGGCAGAGCGGCCCGAGCCCUGCCCGCGGGAGGAGCGCACCGGGUUGGCGCGGCGGGUUAGCCAUCCGAAGCGAUGGGCGACUGGAGCUUCCUGGGGAGACUCCUAGAGAACGCCCAGGAGCACUCCACUGUGGUCGGCAAGGUCUGGCUGACCGUGCUGUUCAUCUUCAGGAUCCUGGUGCUGGGGGCCGCGGCCGAGGAGGUGUGGGGGGACGAGCAGUCGGACUUCACGUGCAACACGCAGCAGCCGGGCUGCGAGAACGUGUGCUACGACCGCGCCUUCCCCAUCUCGCACGUGCGCUUCUGGGUGCUGCAGAUCAUCUUCGUGUCCACGCCCACCCUCAUCUACCUGGGCCACGUGCUGCACCUGGUGCGCAUGGAGGAGAAGAGGAAGGAGCGGGAGGAAGAGCGGCUGAAGGCCGACGGCCCGCCCCUCGGGCAGGACAGGCCCCCGGUGCGCGACGACCGGGGCAAGGUCCGCCUGGCCGGCGCCCUGCUCCGCACCUACGUCUUCAACAUCAUCUUCAAGACGCUGUUCGAGGUGGGCUUCAUCGCCGGGCAGUACUUCCUGUACGGCUUCCAGCUGAAGCCGCUGUACCGCUGUGACCGGUGGCCCUGCCCGAACACGGUGGACUGCUUCAUCUCGCGGCCCACGGAGAAGACCAUCUUCAUCCUCUUCAUGCUGGCCGUGGCCUGCGUGUCCCUCUUGCUCAACAUGCUGGAGAUCUACCACCUGGGCUGGAAGAAGCUGAAACAGGGCAUGACCGACCCUUACCGCCCGGACACUCCCGGCUCCAGCGUGAGGGCCGCAAAGCCUGCGUGUGAGCGGCCCCUCCUGCUGCCCUCCCACUCCAACCCACCCGCCCUCACCAUCGGGUUCCCGCCCUCCUACGCGCCCUCGGCCUCUUCCCUGGGGCAGGCGUCGGCCCCAGGCUACCCCGAGCCCCCUCCGCCGGCAGCCCUGCCCGGGACCCCCGGCAAGGGCCACCCGGUCGGCUCCCCCGGCGGCCACCAGCACCUGCUCGCGACGGCGCCGAACUGGGCCGGCCGGGAGGCCGAGCAGCAGACUUCUGCCGGGAAGGCCUCCCCGCCGUUGUCCGCGCCCGCAGCCCCGAAGCCCCCGGCCGGCCCCCAGCAGCCCCCUCCGGAGGGCGGGGCGGGGAGCUCGGGCGACAGCGACGGGGAGGGGGCGGUGACUGCCGUGGAGCUGCACGCGCCCCCCGAGCUCCCCGCAGACCCCGGCCGGUCCAGCAAGGCCAGUAAGUCCAGCGGCGGCCGGGCCAGGGCCAGUGACUUGGCCAUCUAGCCGUGCCCAAGACCAGGGGGCUCACACCGGCGGUGGAGCCUGGAGGCGGGAGGAGGGGGCGAGCGAGGGUCGGGCUCGUGUGUCAGUGCUUGCUGUUCCUAACGCUGGGAGGCAGUGGGGAGCGCGUCCGAGGCAGGGAGGGGGCGCAGGGGCGGGGCCGCCAGAGAUUCUCCCAGCAGCCCCCGCGCCCAGCAGCCCGGCCGCCUCCGCAGGUGCUGCGGUCUCCGCGGGGCGCUGUUCUGUGGUGGGAAAGCAGGGGUGUCUGUGGCAGGCAAUUCGGUUUUCCUUUCCUACGCCCCCAUCCCCGCCCCGGAGCCUCUGGACGGCCCAGCAAGUCUAGAUGCUCUUAGCCUUAUCUCUGUGUGAGACUUUAACUUAGAUUUGAAUUUCAUUUGGGAUAUUUGCCAAACCGCACUAAAAAAAGAUUUUGAGCAAGUCCAUGUAGCGUCACUGAGUUUCUGAACCGGCAUGUGAAGCCCAGGAUAUCAAGCCACACACUUCAUGACAAGUGACAGGAAGCAGCCGCCCAUCAGAGGCAGAGCCGCGGCAGGGGGAGAGCAGACCCUUGAGAUAAGUCUGAACAGCCGAGGAAACCGAGUAAAAGUGUGGCCGGUAUGCCUUAGGUAUUUAUUUUUUAAAUGACAUUUUGUGCUUUGAUCUGAAUCGUACAGGUAAGCCUAUUUCCCCCACUUUCUAUCUUUCAGGAAAAAAAUGAAAGAAAAUAAAAGUAUUAAAAUGGA